Messenger RNA from Saccostrea cuccullata (small rock oyster), 6629 nucleotides. RefSeq names its product brefeldin A-inhibited guanine nucleotide-exchange protein 1-like. The transcript is spliced from 38 exons. Lineage: Eukaryota; Metazoa; Mollusca; Bivalvia; Ostreida; Ostreidae. Gene Ontology annotation, biological process: regulation of ARF protein signal transduction. Gene Ontology annotation, molecular function: guanyl-nucleotide exchange factor activity. The record is from RefSeq and is a predicted model, not a curated record.
AUCACAGCUGUCAUGGUGGACAGAAAUAUGACGAAGGAGGAACCGGGUACAACAUACCUGUUUAAUUUCAUAGAAUUUGACAUGCUUUAAUGUGGUCAGAUGUUUUAAUGUAAGAAUGACAGCCGGCACCAAGCCACACGAUAUGUUCCUAACCCGUGCAUUAGAGAAAAUACUUAGUGACAAGGAGAUCAAAAAGUCAUAUCAUUCACAGCUGAAAAAAGCUUGUGAAGUUGCUCUAGAAGAGUUAAAGGAUGAUAGCAGUUCUAAUGGGAACCAGUCAUCGUCAGCCUUGCCGCAGCCCAAGAAAGCAGGAUUUGUCGAGGCAGACAAGUAUUUCCUGCCAUUUGAAUUAGCUUGCCAAUCAAAAUGUGCCAGGAUUGUCAACAUAGCAUUAGACUGUCUACAGAAACUGAUAGCCUAUGGACACCUCACUGGGAGCACAGUGGACAGCACCACCCCUGGCAAGCUCCUGAUUGACAGAAUCGUGGAGACUAUUUGUGGCUGUUUCCAUGGCCCACAGACAGAUGAAGGGGUGCAGCUACAGAUUAUCAAGGCACUGUUGACAGUGGUGACCUCUAACACCUGUGAGAUACAUGAGGGUACUGUGCUUCAGACAGUGAGGACGUGUUACAAUAUUUACCUGGCCAGUAAAAACCUGAUCAAUCAGACCACGGCGAAGGCCACCCUCACUCAGAUGCUUAAUGUCAUCUUCUCAAGGAUGGAGGCUCAAGCCGCCCAGGAAGCAAAGGAAAGGGAAAGAAGUGAUAGCAAGAGUUCUAAAAAAGAGGAUGCAGGAAUAGAUAUGGAGGAAGGAAAACAAGAGGAGGAGACAGAAAAAGAAGGAGAUGAUGAGAGACAUGAAACCACUGAGGAGGAGGAGAAGGAGGAGUCACCUCUAGAGGUUGUACAGGAAGUUUUGGAGGAAAUGAUUAGUCAGGUGACUGGAGAGGACACGCCCAACAAAGAAAAUACAGACCAAUUGACACCUGAAGAAACUGGUUCUCCAACAGAAACUGGUAGCCAGCCAGAAAGUUCUGAGCAGGCCCCACCUACAAAUAUAUCUGAUAACCAAGACAAUCUCAGUGUAUCUGGCAAUGUGGACGGUGAGGUGACACAGGGGGUGUUUAGUCACAUUCUUCAGAAGGAUGCCUUCCUUGUGUUCAGAAGUCUUUGUAAAUUGUCCAUGAAACCUUUGGCUGAUGGACCACCAGAUCCAAAGUCACAUGAGCUUCGCUCUAAAGCCCUUUCGUUACAACUUCUAUUAUCCAUUCUACAAAAUGCUGGACCAGUCUUCAAAACUAAUGAGAUGUUUAUUAAUGCCAUAAAACAGUACUUGUGUGUGGCUUUGUCCAAAAACGGGGUCAGCUCAGUCCCAGAAGUGUUUGAGCUGUCCCUGGCCAUAUUCCUCACCCUGUUGUCAAACUUCAAACAGCAUCUGAAGAUGCAAAUUGAGGUAAAAUAUUGUGAAUUUCUGUAUAUCUUGGAGACACCAAGCAGUUCUUUUGAGCACAAGUGGAUGGUCAUUCAGGCUCUGACAAGAAUUUGUGCAGGUUUGCAGUUUUUUUCAUGAAAAAAUAUUCACGGAGCUUACAGAACUUGUACACUAGUAGUAAAAAAAUUAACAUUGGUCUGAAAGUUAGGGCACAAAAUUGAAAAGAUUUCAUUAAUUAAGAGUUUUGAAAAUAAGUAAUAAUGUGUACUCUUUAUAGGUGCUACUCCAAUUCAAGAAAAGAGCAUUAGAAUCAAAGGCCUGGAAUGCUUGGUGUCAGUUCUGAAGUGUAUGGUUGAAUGGAGCAAGGAUCUUUAUGUCAAUCCACACUCUCAGUCCAAUUUAGGUCAAGAAAAUAUGCCCAGCACAGAGACAGACAGUGACUCUGGGAAGGGUACUAUGACAAGUUAUGGCAGUGUGAACUCACUGAAUACCAAUGAUGGUGCACAGACACCUAGUACUCCGCUAGAUAAUCCUGAACAGUUCGAAACUCAGAAACAGCAGAAAGAGAUAAUGGAAACAGGCAUUGAUAUGUUUAACAAGAAACCAAAAAGAGGUCUGCAGUAUUUACAGGAGCAUGGGAUGCUGGGAAGUACCCCAGAUGAUAUUGCUGAAUUUUUUCACUCAGAUGAAAGAUUAGAUAAGACUGUUAUUGGAGAUUUUCUAGGAGAGAAUGAAAAGUUCAACAAGGAGGUGAUGUAUGCUUAUGUGGACCAGCUGCGCUUUCAAGAAAUGGACUUUGUAUCUGCCCUGCGAAGAUUUCUAGAAGGAUUUCGGCUACCAGGGGAAGCCCAGAAAAUUGACAGACUGAUGGAAAAGUUUGCUUCUCGCUACUGUGUUUGCAAUUCCAACACGAACCUGUUUGCUAGUGCCGAUACAGCAUACGUGUUAGCUUACUCCAUCAUCAUGUUAACCACAGACCUCCACAGUCCACAGGUAAUCCAUAAGAUGACAAAGGAACAGUAUAUUAAGAUGAACAGGGGCAUUAAUGACAGCAAAGAUCUUCCUGAGGAAUAUUUAUCACAGAUCUAUGAUGAGAUCGCGGGGAAUGAAAUCAAAAUGAAGGUUGUAGGUGGAGUCAAACCAAAUAAGUCAUCUCGUGACAUCACCAGUGACAAGCAGCGUCGUCUGCUGUAUAAUGUGGAGAUGGACAAGAUGGCCAGCACGGCUAAAGCUUUAAUGGAGAGUGUCAGUCACGUCCAAUCAAACUUCACCAGUGCCACACACUUUGAACAUGUUCGACCAAUGUUUAAGAUGGCCUGGACCCCAUUUUUGGCUGCAUUCAGUGUGGGACUACAAGACUGUGAUGAUUCUAACAUUGCCACUCUCUGCUUGGAUGGAAUACGAUGUGCCAUUAGAAUAGCUUGUAUAUUUCACAUGGAGCUGGAGAGAGAUGCAUAUGUGCAGGCUUUAGCCAGGUUUACCCUUCUCACCGCCUCCUCAUCACUGACAGACAUGAAAACCAAGAACAUUGAUACAAUCAAAACCCUCAUCUCUGUGGCUCACACAGACGGCAACUAUCUGGGAAAAUCCUGGCUAGAGAUUGCAAAAUGCAUUUCACAACUAGAACUUGCCCAGUUAAUUGGUACUGGAGUGAAACCAAGGUCAAACAAAGGUCAUCAUAGGGAAAGGGAAAUACAUAAUGCAGGGCAUCCACUGGAGGCAUUUGACCCAGAAGUGAUAGCUAAGGGUGGUCUGGACUCUAAGAGACUGGCAAACCUCCAGGAGCAGAUGGGGGAGACGAGCUCUCAGAGUGUGGUGGUGGCUGUUGAUAGGAUCUUCACAGGAUCCGUCAAACUGGAUGGAGAUGCCAUAGUGGAGUUUGUAAAGGCUCUUUGUCAAGUAUCUAUGGAUGAACUUUCCAAUGUGAAUCACCCACGGAUGUUCAGCUUGACAAAGAUAGUAGAGAUUUCCUACUAUAACAUGGGGCGUAUUAGAUUGCAGUGGUCAAGGAUCUGGCAGAUCAUAGGUGAUCACUUUAAUAAGGUGGGCUGUAAUCCCAAUGAAGACAUUGCUUUUUUUGCUGUGGAUUCCCUGAGACAGCUUUCUAUGAAGUUCAUAGAAAAAGGAGAGUUUGCCAACUUCCGCUUCCAGAAAGACUUUCUCAGGCCUUUCGAACAUAUUAUGAAAAGAAACAGAUCUCCCACUAUAAGAGACAUGGUGGUCCGUUGUGUUGCUCAGAUGGUAAACUCCCAACAUGCAAACAUUCGUUCUGGCUGGAAGAAUAUUUUUGGAGUGUUUCAUUUAGCUGCUUCUGAUCAUGAAGAAAGCAUUGUAGAGCUAGCAUUCCAGACCACAGGCAGAAUUAUAUCCAGCAUAUGUGAGAAACAUUUUGCUUCCAUUAUCGACUCAUUCCAAGAUGCAGUUAAAUGUCUUUCUGAGUUUGCAUGUAAUGCUGCCUUCCCUGAUACAAGUAUGGAAGCCAUUAGGCUGAUCAGGAACUGUGCAAAAUAUGUCGCCGAAAAACCCCACAUGUUCAAAGAUCAUGGAGGCGAGGAUCUAAAUAUUCCAGAGGAGGAUCGUGUGUGGGUGAGGGGGUGGUUUCCAGUGUUGUUUGAACUGUCUUGUGUAAUCAAUAGGUGUAAACUGGAUGUUAGGACCAGGGGAUUAACGGUGAUGUUUGAGAUUAUGAAGACCUACGGUGAGAGCUUUGCCAGCCAUUGGUGGAAAGAUCUGUUCCAGAUUGUGUUCCGUAUCUUUGACAACAUGAAGUUACCGGAGCAACAAAACGAGAAGGCUGAGUGGAUGACGACCACCUGUAAUCACGCCCUGUAUGCCAUCGUGGAUGUUUUUACCCAAUAUUACACCAUCCUCAGUCCUGUGUUACUGACUGAGCUGUACAAUCAGCUCCACUGGUGCGUGAAGCAGGACAACGAACAGCUGGCCCGGUCUGGGACGAAUUGCCUGGAGAACUUGGUCAUCUCUAACGGGUCCAAGUUCUCACCCGAGGUCUGGCACCAGACCUGCUCCUGUAUGCUGGAUAUAUUUAGGUCCACUAUUCCAACAAGUUUGUUAACAUGGAGACCUGAUACAGCAGAGUCAACUUCUAUGGUGUCCAGCCGAGACUCAGAGCUUGAUGCUGAUGAAAGUCAGGAUGCAGUUUCCAUGGACAGCAGUCAUGAUAGCCGAGGACUAGUGAGGGCAGACAGUAACCACAGUGUCAACAGCACAAUAUCCCAGGAUUCCAGAGACCACAAAAUACCUCGUUCUAAAGUGUCAUCAGACCAGAAACUGUUCCAGGGCCUUCUGAUUAAGUGUGUGGUACAGCUAGAGCUGAUCCAGACAAUUGAUGACAUUGUCUUCUUCCCAGCCACAAGCAGAAAGGAGGACGCCGAGAAUCUGGUGGCUGCUCAGGGAGGAUCGACAGAGGAUUUACAAGAUGGCAGUCAGCAGAGGGAGGACCAGGGGAUGUACCAGUUCCUGGCCUCGGACCAGCUCUUCCUCCUGGCUGACUGUCUGCUGGAAUCCCACAAGUUUGCCAAGGCCUUCAACUCCAAUCAUGAGCAGAGGAACAUUCUCUGGAAAGCUGGAUUCCGUGGGAAAGCCAAACCGAAUCUUCUGAAGCAGGAGACACAGAGUCUGGCCUGUCUGUUCAGGAUUCUGUUUAGAAUGUAUAAUGAUGAGUCCAGAAUGGAUGCAUGGAAAGAUGUGGAAAACAUGCUCAUUACGGUUUGUCGAGAGUCGUUGGAGUACUAUCUAUCACUUCAGUCUGACAGCCACAGGGAAGCCUGGGGGAGUCUAAUGAUUCUCCUCAUCACCCGCCUCCUCAAACUAAAAGAUGAUAGGUUUAAAGUUCAUGCAGCAGCAUAUUACAACUUAAUGUGCGAUGUCAUCAUGUUUGACUUGAAAUUGGAAAUGAGGUCCACAUUACGCAAGUUCUUCAGUCGAGCCGGCCACGUUUGUCACAUAUCAAGUAGUUAGCAGAGUUUUAUCUUUAUAUCCAUUGCCCAGGGCUCACAAGACAGUCCAAAGAUCUUUCAUUUUCUGGUAUUAUUUAUGUUGAAGUGUUCAGCACUGCAAGUGCUCUCUUUUCGAAGUGCAUUCAUUGAAUCCUUUUUUUUCAGAAGCCUUUGUAUACAAUACAUAUAUAUAUUUGCAUUAAUUAAUAAAUCUAUGUUAAAAAAAUUAAUAUAUCUUUUUACAUCAUGUUUAGUUAAUUAUUUUAAUUUUGAAAAGAGGUUUAUUAACAGUUAUAUAUAAUUUAACUUCAAUCUUGCUAGGUUUUGGCUUUAUUUUAACACUGUAGCAAGCUAAACUAUUUUAUAAAAUUUAAACAGCAAAUUCAGUGAAAGUAAAAAAGAUGAUUUACCAGAGAGCACAUUCCAUAUCUUUUUUUUUUUAGAGAUGACUAGUAACUGUGAUAAAUGUAGUUAUCUCAAAACUUUGAUUGUCAAGAGCACAUGUAUUACAUAGCCAAAAAUACAUAUGUACAUGCAGAUAUUGACAUAUAUAGCAUUUCUGGUCUAUUUGUCAAGAAUCUAACAUAAAAUUAGGAAUAUGCUUAGCUUAUAAACAUUGAUUAAAUUAUUUGAUUUAAUGUUGAUUAAGAAGAGUUGCAGCUGAUACAUGUACUUCUAACUGAGGAGUUAGAGUGGAGAUACUUUUUUAUUAUCAGUACGUGUGUUCAGAAAAGAUUUUGUUGACCUUGAAAGAAAAUAUAAUUAAGAGAAUUGUCUAUAUAUACUCAAUCCAAAUGUAUUCAGUUUUUUGUUUGUAUACAGUGGGGACCAAUCAUUUAUGGCACAUUUUUUUUGUUUUUCUGCUUUGAUACAUGUACAUUUGUAUACUAGGUAUACAUUGUAUUUAUUUAAACUGAAACAUACUGUACUCACUAACAUAUAGUUCAUUGUUUCAGAGAAAUUGACUUUUCUCAUAUAUCAGAGGGUGAAGCAAACAUGAACAUACCCUUAUAUCCUUCAUAAUUUUAGAUUAUUAUUCAUACAAUUAUAGAGAGAUGUGUAAAUAAAUUGUGUAUAUUUCUCAGUCUGAAAUCUCAUGUUUAUUGUUGUAAAUUGCAUUCAUGUACAUGUAUCUGGUAUGAAUAGUUUUAUAGCAGAAUGUGAUUUACUAAUUUUCUUUUAUUUGAUAUAUGUAUAUUUAUGGCUUUUAAAAUGAAUAAAAGCGAUCCAUCCUCUGAAAA